AUGGGGAAGCUAGUGGCAACACUGCUCGUGCUGUGCUUGAUGCCUCUGACAACGUGUUCACUUCGCCACGACCUCCGGCGUGGUCUAGAGCAAGCCAUGCACGGCGGCCGCCGCCUCGCCGACUCGACGGCGGGGGACGGAGUGGUCGUGCCGAUCUACUGGUCCAACGGGGUCUACAUGGUGAACUACACCAUCGGCACGCCGCCGCAGCCGGCGUCGGCGAUCGUCGACGUCGGCGGGGAGCUCGUCUGGACGCAGUGCUCGCUGUGCCAGCGCUGCUUCAAGCAGGACCUGCCGCUGUUCGUCCCGAACGCGUCGUCCACCUUCCGGCCGGAGCCGUGCGGCACCGACGCCUGCAAGUCUAGCAGCCCGACGAGCAACUGCUCCAACAACGUGUGCACCUACGAUGGGAGCACCAAGCUGGGUGCGCGCACCUCGGGGAUCGUCGGCACCGACACCUUCGCCAUCGGGACGGCCACGGCGAGCCUCGCCUUCGGGUGCGUCGUGGCGAGCGACGUCGUCGACAGCAUGGGUGGGUCUUCCGGGUUCGUCGGGCUAGGAAGGACGCCGUCGUCGCUCGUCGCGCAGAUGAAACUCGCCAGGUUCUCGUAUUGCCUGGCGCCCCACGACGCCGGCAAGAACAGCCGGCUGUUCCUCGGCGCCUCCGCGAAGCUGGCCGGCGGCAACAGCACCACGGUGCCGUUCGUCAGGACAACCCCAGGCGAUACCUUGUGCCAAUACUACCCGGUACAGUUGGAAGGGAUCAAAGCCGGCGACGCCGCGAUCGCGUUGCCGCCGGGCAGCAGCACCGUCAUGGUCCAGACCUUCGCGCCGAUGAGCUUCCUGGUGGACAGCGCGUACCAGGACCUCAAGAAGGCGGUGACGAAAGCCGUCGGCGCCGCGCCGACGUCGACGCCGGUGGAGCCUUUCGACCUUUGCUUCCCGAAAGCAGGGGUCAGCAGCAGCGCGCCAAGCAUCGUCUUCACGUUCCAUGGCGCCGCCGCGCUGACGGUGGAGCAGUCGAGAUACCUGAUCGAGGCAGACAAGGACACGUUGUGCUUGGCGAUCCUGAGCACGUCGUGGCUAAACUCGACGGCGUUGGACAAGACGAACAUCCUGGGAAGCCUGCAGCAGGUGAACAUCCACUUCCUCUUCGACCUCGACAAGGAGACGGUCUCCUUCCAACCUGCAGACUGCAGCUCCCUCUCCUAA
Molecule: messenger RNA, 1212 nt
Organism: Oryza brachyantha (malo sina)
Lineage: Eukaryota; Viridiplantae; Streptophyta; Magnoliopsida; Poales; Poaceae
Product: aspartic proteinase nepenthesin-1-like
Exons: 1
Coding region: 1-1212 (403 amino acids)
Cellular component (GO): extracellular region
Source: RefSeq, a predicted model, not a curated record